UAACCCUAACCAGCCCGGCGCGCUGCUCGCUCCCGGCGGAGUGGAUACUAGUUAUCUUGACCAGCGCGGCCCCGGCUGGCCCGUCACGAGGGGACGGUGUCUCCAGCCGAGAAGAUGAUGGAAGAGAGCGGGAUUGAGACGACGCCUCCUGCCAGCCCGACUCCUCCUCCUCUGAUGGCGGCGGCGUCGGUGAGCAGCCCGGUGGUCUCCAUCGGUCUGUCCAGCUCCAUGCCCCCCCUGGCGGCCCCCCCUCCUCCGCUCUCCUCGCCCUUCACCAGCGGCUCCAGCUUCCCUCCCUCCGUUGCCCCCUCGCUGCCCCCGCUGGUUUCAUCCGUCGGGGCGGUCGCCCCGCCGCCCGCCGCCCUGUCAGCCCCCCCCUCCGGCCCCCCCGUGUCCAGCUUCUCCAUGAGCGCCGGCUACGACAUCACGCGGGGCCACGCCGGCCGGACCCCCCAGACCCCUCUGAUGCCCACCUUCUCCAGCCCCGCCGCCUCCUCAGGCGUCCUGUCCAACCCCAUGGUGCAGCAGCCGGCCAUGACGGGCGGUCUGGACGCCGGUUCUCCCAUCACGUUCCCCGAGGAGCACGACGACCCCCGGGUGUCCGGAGACGCCGGCGCGGGCGGCGGCGGCGGCGGCGGCGGCCUCUGGGGCUUCUUCAAGGGAGUUGCGGGAAACGCCGUGGUGAAGACGGUUCUGGACAAAACCAAACACUCUGUGGAGUCGAUGAUCACCACGCUGGACCCGGGGAUGGCGCCGUACAUCAAGUCUGGAGGAGACAUUGACGUCGUGGUGGCUUCGGAGAAGGAGUCCAGCGUGGACGCCAUCAGGGACGCCUUCCAGGAGGUGUUUGGGAUGGCCAUGGUGAGCGGAGAGCCCGGUCAGUCCAACAUCGCCCCGCAGCCGGUGGGCUACGCGGCGGGGGUGAAGGGGGCUCAGGAGCGCAUCGACAGCCUGCGUCGGGCUGGUGUGAUCCACGAGAAGCAGCCCGUCGUCUCUCUGGAAAACUUCAUCGCUGAACUUUUCCCUGAUAAGUGGUUCGACAUCGGCUGUCUGAUCCUGGAGGACCCGGGUCACGGCAUCCACAUCGAGGUCUUCACUCAGGCCACGCCCCUGGCGCUGGACCUCAUCCAGCAGGCCCAGACCCUCACCCCUCCGGACUACAGCCUGCGCUGGUCCGGCCUGGUGGUCACCGUGGGGGAGGUCCUGGAGCGCAGCAGGCCCAACGUCAACCGGGCCGACUGGCACCAGGCGCUGACCGGCACCAGCCAGCGCCGCAUGAUCCACAGCGCCGCCACCGCGCUGGCCGGCAUCUACAAGCAGCAGCUUCCUCCCAGGACUGUGUGAGAGCCGGGACCGGCAGGGAGCGGGCCGGACCGGCCCGGACCGGCAGGGACCAGCAGGGACCCGGGCCGCUGGUGGACCAGCGCAGCUCUCCAGACGCCUCUGAGCUCAACGCCAAACGCACAUUUCUGUAAUUAGUGUAACGAUGUGAAGGUUUGCGGCCCCGGGUGUUCACCCAUCCAAUCCUCCUCCUCCUCACUUACUGAUGAAGAAUAAUGUGGGAAUGAUUUUCAACGAAUGAGCAGUGGCGUCCCAGUGGUACAGUAGACGUCCUGACAGACCUGAUCCAGAGCUGUGGAGAGGUGGGUUUGGGAUCAGAAGGUCACAGGUUUGAUUCCCACAGCGGACAGGGAGGAGCAAUGUGGAAGAAUGAAUUUCUCCUAUAAAACAGGCUUAGUUUUGUUAAAUUAAUAAAAAGAAAAGGAUAAACAGGAAGUAGAACUCCACUUCCUGCUCCAGGGUGUCAAACAUAUGGCCUGUGGGCCAGAACCUAUCCGCCAGAGGGAUCGCACCUGUUCCACCAGAUGCUCCGCCUCCGCCGGCUCACAUCUCGUCUCAUUGAAGCACAAAGUCGCCUCAGUUUUUAUAUUUUUUAAAUCAAGAUGAGCUUUUCGGUGUUUUUCAGGAGAAACGGUUUGAAACUCAGACUUCAGUCGUCAGUAAUCUGUUGGUAACGCUGUAGCUAAAGUGUAAUUUGUUGAUUUUACGUAACUGGAGUGUGUGAAUGUGGAAACUUCAGUCAGAAUUGGUGUUCAGCUGGGACCAGAACAUCUGCUGCCAAAUCCAGCCGUCCAGUGGGGCACCAGGGGUCGGGGUCAGAGGUCACUGAGGGGAACUGUUUGUGUGUUUUGUCCUGUAAAUGUGCCUUUUUACUAAAAUAAAUAUAAUCCCCUUUUCCUGU
Salarias fasciatus (jewelled blenny) is the source of this 2242-nucleotide messenger RNA. RefSeq names its product proline-rich coiled-coil 1 (gene prrc1). The transcript has 9 exons. Gene Ontology annotation, cellular component: cytoplasm. Lineage: Eukaryota; Metazoa; Chordata; Actinopteri; Blenniiformes; Blenniidae. The coding region runs from base 115 to 1344 and encodes 409 amino acids. Gene Ontology annotation, molecular function: protein kinase A regulatory subunit binding. The record is from RefSeq and is a predicted model, not a curated record. Gene Ontology annotation, biological process: activation of protein kinase A activity.